Messenger RNA from Spirometra erinaceieuropaei, 7129 nucleotides. The record is from the annotation of a GenBank genome assembly. Lineage: Eukaryota; Metazoa; Platyhelminthes; Cestoda; Diphyllobothriidea; Diphyllobothriidae.
AUGGUCGGCUCUUGGCGGGAGGAGUUCGUUCUCCAGUAAGUUGCCUCCUUACUUAUUUUUCCGUCAACAGCAAACCAUGGGCGGAUGUUAUGCGUGCAGCACAGGUCAAGUAUCCCAAUCCCUUCAAUCCUAACGUUUUGUCCAUCGACGUCAUUUCCCGAGAGGUUGCUUCUGAUGGCGAAACAUUGCGCACAACUAAACUUAUCAACUCUUCUUGGCCGAUGUUUUCCAAUGCUGGAGAGCUUAAGGCCGUAGAGUCGACCACAAUAAAUCCUCGCAAACAAUACAUGCUCCUAGAGUCGAACAACGUGGAUCUUCGCGGUGUACUCAAGGCCUAUGAAAAACUGGAAUACGAAGCCCAUCCUAAAAACAAAGAAUGGUAAGUGCCCUCCACGGAAUGAAUCUUUCUGCCUUUUAUAAGGAAACAACAAGGUACCAAGGUGAUAGUGCUUUGCACUUAUCGUAAAAGCUUGGCUGGGCACUUAUAUUAUUGAAGACAAAGCUGUUAGAAAAGAAUACACAUUGACAGUAAUUUUAUCCGAAUGGUAGCAGUUAUUAAUGGUCAACUGUCUCAUAAGCAGCCAGUAUUUAAUUGUGAUUGGUGGUGGUUGGAUAGGUGACCAAGGUCCGAACUCCAAACCCUGCGAGCAUAAUUGACUCCGGCGUUGAUGUCGCCUAUUUUGUCAGUCAGGCAUUCAUUUGACGCGAAGUUAUUGGAAAUUACCCACCUCUCCGGACUGUUCUGGCCAACGAAAUAGGUCGAUGGAAAUUGUUUUUCGACUUUACCGACUCUGUAACCUCAUUCCUACGCGGUACUUCCUUAGGUAGCCCUCGUUGGCACCUAGAAGCCAAUAUUUUCAGCAUUGUUGAGAUCGAUCAGCGUGCACUCAAGUGUUAGCCCCGGUUAGGAUGUCGAGACAUCCCCCCAAGCCACAUAUGCCACGCGCAGGAGGGUAACAUCCUUUUGUUUGUGCCUGCCAAUCGACUGCGCUUAGAGCCCCACAUCACCUACCAAGUAACGCAUGAGGUUUUUCAUGUGGGAGUAUUUUCAAACCAGCAUUAAAAAUAUUCCAUAAACGGUUCUUACAUAGUAUAGGAGUGUAAUACAAUCCUACCAUUAAUCGUUUGAGUUGUUAAAUAGAAUCCGGAUACCAUGUACGUGUUCUUCAACAAAUCCGGAAAACCCUCUUUGGAAGAACACCCGUUGAUAACAGUACAUUGCACGAACAACGCUGGCUUAAAUAACCAACUUCCCAAUCAAUAUUGUGUGCUGUUUCCGUUUUCUGUUUCUGGCUGUCAUCUUAGGGUUUCGCUGGGGUUGUCUGCGCCUUAAUUCUUUAUAGUCAGAACCGUUUGGAGCCAUCCCACCUACCGGCCGAGUGCAGCGGUCGAUAGAAUACACUGCCGUUAAGCUGUUAACCUUGUCCACAAGGACGCAUGCGAAUGUUGAGUGGUGACAAGCUCCUUCCUCAAUUACAUUUUUUGCCGGAAACUUAAACAUUUUUCUCCACGGGGUCCAAUGCACUUAAUGAAGAAAUCCGGCCAUCCCACGAAGCAGACAGUUUUCGAAAUCUAUGGCGGAAAUUUAGACUGUCCACCCGGUCGGUGUUUUCAUGGUCAGCCCGUAACGCGUGCAGAUACUGUCCGGCCGUUAGUCUAGAUACCGUUUACCCAUGUCCGCUGGCGACGGAUAUUGGACCAACAUUUGACGAGGGCCAGUUGCGAAAUGAGCGAAUUACUGAUUCCCAUGAAUAAGUGAUCACGGUUCUAUCAGGGUGCAAAACACUCACUGAACACUCAUACGUGUAAACUACCUGUCUCUCGCCUUGCUUUUUCCCCUCUGUGUACGUUUGGCUGUACAAUGUGUGGCCGUGGAAGCCAUAAUCUUGGUUCAUGCUGUAGUCGACCAAGCUAACGGCGGUCUCUCAUUUGGCGUCUUGCUCGCAGCAUCAGAUCUACAUCUGACCUUAUCACACUUCACCUUUCCGACUGUCCAAAAAAGCGCCGAGUCGGACUGAGACGGAAAAAUCUGACUUCGCGUUCGUGCCGAUGAGCCGUAGCGCCAAGUCAUCAAACAGUGAUUUUACUCGCCCCCGAUCCUCCUGGCAAUUUUGAACUGAUCCGCGCACGGUUCACUAAACAUGGUUACAGCAGGCCGUGAAAGAAUCACAUGUCCGCCACUUUCAGUUUGUUAGGGUGCUAACGCACCUAGACUGUGUUUCUCCGAGUGGAGUUGCAUAUUCAUAAUCUCGUACAUGCAUCACUUCCGCUUCUUUUGCUGGAGAGGCCUGAUCUGAGAGGGGACUUCAGGACCUGGUGCAGAUUUUAGACACGCCCUAAAUCCCUCGGACCCUCUAUUCUCUCCACAAUAGACACAGCGGUUCUAGUUGAACGAAGUAAUUGCCUCGAAACUCGCCGAACUUGUCGACUAGAGCCCUUAGGUAGUAAUUUGCGGACAACCGUGUGCUCCAAAGCAGGAUGAGAACAGAGACAGUGACUUGCAUGUGAUUUCCUUUAUAGUGACGUACUUGCGCCGCACCUAUCGCGCUCUCCCCCACCUGGGUCCGAUGGCAUGGUAGAGUCAGGAAGACCGCAGGUGGGAGAGGACACAGGUGACUGGCACGGCGGAAACUCGCACCUAGGCAUACCACAACACUCCAUGGUCCGCAGUGUACACUGACCACGAUUUUUCACCAAGAAGAGAGGGGCGGCUCGGAUCCCACUGGGUGGUUGCCAUAGAGAUCAAAUUGAGAAGAUACAAUUGCAGUCCGACUCCCAGACUACCAGCAGGCCACUCCACCCAAACACUGGACUGUAUGCGAGGUCCGAGUCCUCCCCUCAUUUGGCAGCUUUCCAGCCCACGGCGCUCAGCGCACUGUAACAAUUUCAAGUACGUCACAUUGUUUAUGGGAGGAAAUUAUGCGCUGAGAGUCGGCCGCACUCCCUCUUAUCCUAUCCCGCGCACCAGUCAGUUCUCCGAGCUGAUCAGACAACUGAUACAGAGAUUGGAAGAGGAGACUGACAGCUGAGAACAGCUGUCUGGGCGUGCCUUACACGAACUGCUUUCCGCCCAUACAAACCAGGAUUUCACACGCAGUGGAGUAGACCGUUCGGGUCCCACAUGCAUCGGAGGGGCCACAUGUAUGAAGGAGCCGAAGAGCAAGCUUCCCACUUACGUGAAAGGUACCAGUGAUGUGGGGUGUUGGAAGUGAUCGCGUAUGAUUCAUGUGUUUGUGGAGAAGUGUCUGGUGGUGCGGUCGUGUCUGCGGUGAUUUACCGUCGGUUUUCAUGGAGGCGCAUGUAACUAAAUAGGCGUGUGCGAUGACUGAGUGUGCAAGGGCCAUUUGGGCAACUGAAGCGAUGACGUCUGGUGUAUGUCGGUGCCCCAGGCGCUGGUUUGGCAGUCUGUGCGAUGGGUUUGCAAGUGACCAGCCAGGCUGAUGCGUGAGGGGCGGGGAUGGUGAACCAGUUGUCUUUGGAAUACCGCCCGUGGUGGGUACGCUGAUCCAUGGAAAGUUGAUUGGGCUGGGGAUGGGAAGGUUGUUCGAUGUGCAAAAGUAUUAGGUGUGUUAAUACUGCGGUGGAUCCCUCUGUUGCGCAUACGCAUGUAACCGAAUAGGCCCUCCAAACGCACACGCAGGGGGAAGCGGCUGAGAUCUCACAUAUGUGGGAGAAGGCCACUAAAGAAUCCUUGCAGUCUGACCCAGUCGGCCACUCAACACACACAAACACAUAACUAGACUGAUUGCGUGGUUAGACCUUUGCCAAUUGCUGUGGUCAGUAACAAUCUGUAACACUGUUUCUUCGAUCGAACUAAUAGGACCGUCUGCACCAAUGACUUUGAGCAAAAAAUUGCUUAUGCUCUACACUGUAGGCGAUUCAAAAGCUAGCCUAGGAUUGGCCCGGUCGCUUUCAUCGCAUACUUGGUGUACCAUAUGUCAGCGUACACUGAGCGCGGCCAGAUGGUGACUUAGAUCAGGCACGGUAAACGAUUGCCUUUACCGCUCAGUCGAGUCCGGCAAAACGACGAGUCUGACUAGGAAUGAGGAAUUCGUUAGUCUUCUUUUAAGUGAUAAAUGGCUGUGAUUUAUGUGCGAUUUUCUCAUUUUUUUGAGAGUGCUCAGCUGGCUUGUAGCCUAACCAUGCAGUUAUCAUGCCCAUCCUCCCGCUCCCUUUGGAAGUUCCGAAUACUUUGCCAAGUCUUACGUCCAGCGGGUUGGAUUGACUCUCCGCUCCCAAGUCGACAACUAUGAAUGAAGCUAGCUAACUUAAUCUCAACAGUUCCUUAAGUGUAAGGUGAUUCCAGACUAACAGCACAGGUGGUAGCCAAAAGCCCGUACACGCGUGUUUCGCCGAUAUUCUGCCGCUGCAUGACACAGCUGCGAGGCGUUCGGCUCGUCUGUGGGUCCUUCAGCAUUCUCUGUCUGUUUUCUGGUGGUUACUGCAAUUUAGGAAUUGUUGCUUUUUAAUUUCCUCAGAAAUUAACUGCGAACUUGGAGUAGAUCAGUAUAUUUAGAUCUAUAGGCUCAGACCAAAGUUUUUAUGUGUGUACCCCCCUUCCACUAAUUCAUGUCAUUAGCGUCUAACCCAUUAUGCCACUUAUCAACUUCGCUCAUAUUUGUCAGUCGCCUCGUAGGUAGCGUCCUGCGCGUCCAUCCACUUGUAAAUGCAGUUUCCCCCUAAAAUAUGAGAUAUAUUAACAGUUGUGGAAGCAGAUGCUAGGCAUGUAGUCUGUCGCGCAGCCUCGUCUCCUUAGGUCGUUACGAAAGUUCAGCAUAGUGUGCGCGUCUUUUCGCCGAGUCUUAGAGUGGACUCGUUGCGUAAUACUCAACACCCCCCCUUUCACACCUGCCUGAGCACGUCUGCAACUCCGUAUGUCACAGCAAAAUGCCACGCCAUAAGCUUGGUCAAAUUUAUGCCUCCAAACGCUGUCACUGAACAAAACUCUGUCCCACCUCGAAAACAGAGCUUGGAUAAAAACGGAUGGGGUGAUCGUAUUGAUUUCGAAAAGUACCUCUUGGUAUACGAAACUUGGAUAAAUCGUAUGUCUGCUUCCAUAAGUUCACUAAUCCUCCAUGGCAUACUUAUGAUUAACUAAUUGACUGGCGUAACUGACAUUUCAGUCCAGGUUUGAAUCAAACCAACUUUUCGGCCUGUUGAUCUAGUUAUAGACUGCAUCGUCUUAAGUACUUCCUCGUGUGUAUUUAUGAUUGGGCCGGCCAUGGAAUGGUUCUUUCCCGUCUCUCUUGAAGAGGAUCAGCUUUGCCAUCCUAUAACUAAGUCCUGCAUUGAUCGGUACCUUUCCUUCUCUCAGUGCGCUGAAAUACUCAUCAUCAACUAGGAAUAGACCCACACUCGUGUACAGGCUUCUCGAAGCAAGCGAGCUCCAUACUGGUGGUAAAGCUCACAAACAGGCAACCAACAACUACAAGUUGUGGCUAGGGUUAUGAUUGAAUGAAGACAAAAUAAACCCUAAACAGGAUUGCAUAAAUCUACCCGCAUUCUCUGUCGUCGCUUUUCUCUGCUAUACUCGUCAUCAUUAUAGUUUGCAUUUCGACUCACGAGUUCUCUUCUACCAUUUGUCUGUAUUACACCACAUACAUAGAUUGACCCAGCACUAACACGGACUCCUUGUCGGUUGUCCUCCAGCUGGGCCGCCAUUUGUCAACCUGAACUACUCAACUCACGCAUGGUUAAUGCAGCAAGUUUAGACAGGUGUAUCGUUGAGGAGUGAACACGACCAAGUCUCUUCUCACUUGCUUCCUGAAACUCGUUUUCUAGUGUACAGGGUACCCGUCUCAGGCGUCUACUUCUGAAACCAAGCCUAUUUACAUGUGCGCAAAGUUGCUGGAAAUUGACCCAGUUAUGCCUAUCCAUAGCUCACUGUUCGCCUGCCUCUAUUCAGCUGCACCAGUUAGUGCGGUCUGUACACUAAUGGGCCAUUUGCGGUUUGGACAGGAAGUAUCCAUAACCAGAGGCCCUGAACUGCGUCCGUUGUAGCAUCGAGGCUUAAGGUGUGAAAACGAGGCCCGAUUAAAUCGAUAAAAUCGGUGUACUUACUGUGCGACGUUUCAAGCAUAAAGGUCAACUGCCCAUCUUCAGUCUGAUAUGUCCUUUGCAGGGUAUGUUCUAUAAGGUUUGCGUGGCGUCGCAUUUACCGCCUGGUCGUCAGAUAUGCAGAUCUAGCAAUGGUGUUUUGCACGGUGAGCGGUCCAGCCAUACCUCCAUCAUACGAAUUGGGGGGUUUGUAUACGCAAGAAAAUUUGGCCUUGCAGUAUCUCACUAAGGUACAUUUGUGUGCCUCCCUUCUAGGACUGUCGUUCGGCACACUGUUACAGUCGACGCCUUCCCUCUCAUUGCUUAUCCAGCCCUCUCAGUGAGCAAGAAGAACGCCCAACUGGUAAGUUUUUAGACUCUUUCUUCAUUAUUUGCCACUGUUAGGGUCCAGAAUUAUAGGGAGAAAGUAGUUUGUUCUAAAUGGUGUGCCAGAGUAAUGUCUCUUUGUGAAAGCCGUAGGUGCCCUUUAAAAUGUCUCCAUUAUUCAGUUACAGUGUGGUAGUCCUAUUAUCUUUAUUAACUAAUAAUGAAACGACACAUGCCCCUUACUCACAUUCUGCACACUUAUUCUCAGGGUCGCGAAGCCCUUCUUUGGGUGGCAGAAAAUCGUUCGGACAAUUUUAUGAGCUCGGUCGUGCAGUUUAAGUCAAUGGAAGUGCCUGUGAUCCCUGAACGCCCUCCCACCCAGCCCAAACGAUUCGGUCGGCAUUCCAGUCUUUCGCUUCUCGACCGCGUCAGAUCCCUUAAUUUGAGGGGCUUCGUUGGGCCCCUUGUGGCUCGCGCCGUCUCCUCGGAACCCUGCACCCCAGCCCCUCAAAAGUCAGACUCUUUUGCCGCUUCGCAUCAUGGAAGUAUCCAGUCAACGCGUUCCAGCCCGGCACUUCUCUCAGUCCUGUCGUCCUUUGAUCUUUUCAAUCCCUCCAACCUAGUUGAUCUUACCUUUUCUACCGUUGAAAGCCACCUGGAACGGGUUUCUUCCGAUGUAACUGCCCUAACUGAGUCUCUUCGCGCUCGAUGUCAACGGGUUGCCGAGAGGUUUUCAAAAAUUGACGAGUACUUCUUGAUAAUGUGA